AUUCAGGUAUUACACACUACAUAUCCUGGGCUGUUACACAUUCAGGUAUUACACACUGUAUGUCCUGGGCUGUUACACAUUGUUAUUACACACUGCAUAUCCUGGGCUGUUACACAUUCAGGUAUUACACACUGCGUGUCCUGGGCUGUUACACAUUCAGGUAUUACACACUACAUAUCCUGGGCUGUUACACAUUCAGGUAUUACACACUGCGUGUCCUGGGCUUGUGUCAUGUCCUGGGCUGUUAUACAUUGUUAUUACACACUGCAUAUCCUGGGCUGUUACACAUUCAGGUAUUACACACUGCGUGUCCUGGGCUGUUACACAUUCAGGUAUUACACACUGCAUGUCCUGGGCUUGUGUCAUGUCCUGGGCUGUUACACAUUUAGGUAUUACACACUGCAUGUCCUGGGCUGUUACACAUUCAGGUAGUACACACUGCGUGUCCUGGGCUGUUACACAUUCAGGUAUUACACACUGCAUGUCCUGGGCUGUUACACAUUCAGGUAUUACACACUGCGUGUCCUGGGCUUGUGUCAUGUCCUGGGCUGUUACACAUUUAGGUAUUACACACUGCAUGUCCUGGGCUGUUACACAUUCAGGUAUUACACACUGCAUGUCCUGGGCUGUUACACAUUCAGGUAUUACACACUGCAUGUCCUGGGCUGUUACACAUUCAGGUAUUACACACUGCAUGUCCUGGGCUGUUACACAUUCAGGUAUUACACACUGCGUGUCCUGGGCUGUUACACAUUCAGGUAUUACACACUGCAUGUCCUGGGCUUGUGUCAUGUCCUGGGCUGUUACACAUUCAGGUAUUACACACUACAUAUCCUGGGCUGUUACACAUUCAGGUAUUACACACUGCAUGUCCUGGGCUGUUACACAUUCAGGUAUUACACACUACAUAUCCUGGGCUGUUACACAUUCAGGUAUUACACACUACAUAUCCUGGGCUGUUACACAUUGUUAUUACACACUGCGUGUCCUGGGCUGUUACACAUUCAGGUAUUACACACUACAUAUCCUGGGCUGUUACACAUUGUUAUUACACACUGCGUGUCCUGGGCUGUUACACAUUCAGGUAUUACACACUACAUAUCCUGGGCUGUUACACAUUGUUAUUACACACUACAUAUCCUGGGCUGUUACACAUUCAGGUAUUACACACUACAUAUCCUGGUCUGUUACACAUUGUUAUUACACACUGCGUGUCCUGGGCUGUUACACAUUCAGGUAUUACACACUACAUAUCCUGGGCUGUUACACAUUGUUAUUACACACUACAUAUCCUGGGCUGUUACACAUUCAGAUACUUUUAUUACUUUUCCAAUAA
Messenger RNA from Pecten maximus, 1336 nucleotides. RefSeq lists its product as uncharacterized. The coding region runs from base 347 to 1336 and encodes 329 amino acids. The record is from RefSeq and is a predicted model, not a curated record. NCBI's taxonomy places the organism in Eukaryota, Metazoa, Mollusca, Bivalvia, Pectinida, Pectinidae. The transcript is spliced from 3 exons.